GCAACAUUUGCUGCAGCAACAUUUGAGUAGCGCCUUUGCAACUCGAUGUUGUUGCUUUUGCUUGCUUUCAUUAUGAGAUUCGUAGACAUUUCCAAAAUGCAACGGCGUCAACGCUGCACGUCGUGUGCCAGCGCUGGCAUUGAAUGCCCGCGCAGCAACAACAACAACAACAACAGCUGCAGCAACAACAACUCAACUGCUGAUGCCAAUGGCAACACGCAGUGCUGGCAGCAUGUGCCUAGCGCAAGCAACAGCAGCAGCACCAGCAGCGGCUGUGAUAGCAGCAGCUCCUCCAAGGAGAACUACUAUGCUCCGCAACAGCAGCAACAGCAGCAACAACAACAGCAGCAAUAUUACAACAACAAUGGCCUAACGGCACAGCAACUGCAGCAGCUGCGCUACUAUCAAUGCAUGCAACAGCAACAAUUGCAAUUGCUGCAACAGCAAUUGUUGCAGCGUCGUCGAUUGCAGCAGCAACUGCGCGACCAGGGCGUCAAUGUAUGCAAAGCAACAACAACAACAACAACAGCCGGACUCACCUGCAAUCAGCAAUAUUUGCUGCAACAGAGGCAGCAGCAGCAACAAUAUGUUGCCAAUUACAACAACAACAACUGUGAGCUGGACAAAAGCUACAAUCUAAACAACAYCAUCAUCAACAACAACAACAACAUUCGUAUUGGCCCAAAUGUGGCUCAAGGUACUCAUUUGCGACGUGGUAUGACCGACAUCUCAACAGCGAACGACAUCAACAAUUUCAGCAACAUCAAGCGCCAUAUCGAACACCCAUUCACCUCGCCACAAAGUUCACCCACAACUCACAAACCAUACGCCAAAACUAAUCCAAAUCAAACGCAAAUCAAUUUGAAUUCACGCUUAACCCAGCAGCAACAGCAACAAUCGUCGAGAGUCGGGGGUAAGCAAUACAACGGCAACACGGCUGCAUUCAAUACUAGUUUGGCCAACGCCAGCGGCCCAGGCUCGGCCCCGCAGUCCCCGCAGCACUACCGCAUCCCCCUGAACAGCCCGAACAACUCGCUGUUCACGCUAGCCCAUGCGACGGCCGGCAGGCAGCGGUACAAGCAGCAGCAGCUGAACGACCGCCUGCUGCAGCAGCAGCACCUGCAGCACUGCCAGCAGCAGCAGCAGCAGCAGCAGUGCAAUGAGGAACUGAGCGAGGAGAGCCUCAAGCAGAAUGUGGCCAUCGUCCUGAGCAACUUGGAUCGCUACAACAGUGCGCUGCGCAGCAUCAUACUGAACGAGCAGGUGAACCACAUCAGCAGCAACAGCAGCGACAGCCUCUUUCUGCUCGACAACAUCGCCGAGCCCGACAACAACAACGUCUCAGUGAGGAGCAGCGCCAUGGCAGCGACAAAUGUGGCGGCUGUGCUCACGCCCGAAUCGGAUUACAACAGCAAUGCAACAACGCCGGGAUCACAGCAGCAGCAGCAGCAGCAGCAGCAACAGCAACUGCAGCAGCAGCAGCAGCAGCAGCAACUGGGGGUAGGUGGUAUGCUUUGUGGUGGUGGUAACGGUGGUGGUGGUGGUGGUGUCGGUGGUGGUGGCAACAAUCUCAACUGUUCGCUGGCCUCGUCGCAAGACUUUACUCACGACAAUUCCGAUUAUCAGUGGUUCCUCGACUACGGCUAUCGGGAUGGCUGCGGCGGCAUGCAGCGCAGCGUGCUCAGCUCGCUGUCGGCCUCGUACAAUGCCAUGGGCGACUUCUUCUACUACGAGGAUCUCAAGAACCUGGACGCCAAUCUGGCCGAGGUGGACAUGGAGAGCUUUCGGGCGGAGGACAUACACUCGCUGCUCUCCCAGCUGCCCGCCUACUGCAAGAGCUUGGGCGGCGCCAACAGUCGCCUGCAGCAGUCGCUGCUCUACCAGCAGCAGCAGCAGCAGCAGCAACAGCACCAGCAACAGCAGCAGCAACAGCAGCAGCAACAACUACAGCUGCAGCUGCAACACAGCAAUAUGAUGAGCAACAUGCAGCACAUGGCGCACAACAUGUCGCAGACCUCGACCACGUCCACGAACGAGCUAAUUGACAAUUCAUUCUGCAAAUCGGAGCUGCUCUUCUCGCCCGUCAAAGAGUCGCACAUAUCGGUGGACUCGCUGGACAUGGACGCCUACCCGGACGAGGGCGACAUCAUCUUCACCUGCAACAAGGACAACUACACCAUCGCCUUCGAGGGCAGCGUCCUCUACUCGGACGACAGUUUCUAUGCGGAGCCCUGCGACAUCGCCGCCAGGAACAAACAGAACUGCAUCAAUCUGCACAGCAAUCUGGACGACAUCGUGAAGCGCAACAAGGCCCUGGAGGUAUCCAUGUCACGCUCGGCCCAGUCUUUUCAGCUGCCCUGCAAGUCACCAAAGACGCCGACUAAAGCUCAACUACAGCGACGCUCGCUUCUCCUUGUCUCGCCCGCGCGCAGGUAUCCUUCGGGCAACAACAACAAUGGCGGAGGAGGAGGAGGAGGCGCAGCAGGGGAAACCAUUAUACUCACGCGCCAUUUGCCGCAAUGCAGCGUGCGCAAGAGCAACAGUCUACCAAAUCUGUCCAGCGAGCUGACGCUGAGCGAGGAGCAGCAGCAGCAGGAGGAGGACAAGCUGCAGUCGGAUCGUUCGGGGCCAUUGAACGUCUCGCAGGCGAUAAGUACCUCGACCAUGGAAUCGUGCUCGACGCGCUCCAGGAACCUGCUGCCCAUGUGCCAGAUGCCGAUCUCAAUCAGCGUGUCCGUCUCGGAGCGCCUGCAGGAGGCGGAUGAGCGGCACAAGGAUGGCACGCCCACGCCCACGCCUCAGCAGCAGCAGCAGCAGCAUACGCAGCAUCAUCAUCACUCGCAUCAGCAUCGCCACAAGCAUCGCUGCAGCUGCGCGCUGUCCUCCACGCAGGGCAGCCAGAACUUCUGCUCGAAUGCUUCCCAUGGCCACAUCUCUGGCUCGGGCUCGGGCUCGGGCUCCGCCUCGUCGGGCAACUCGAACCCGGCCGCCUUCAAUCUAGUCAAGCUGUUCAUCAAGCAGAAGAGCCACAACAGCAGCAGCAGCAACAGCAACAGCUGCGCCCAGGAGGAGAACCAGGCCUGCGCGCUCACCUGCAUGGACGUCUCCUCGGGCUGCUGGCCGUCGAGCGACGCCGCCGCCUCCAGCUGCAGCAGCGGCUCCCUGGAGAAGCGUCUGCGCAAGAAGAGCAUGCACGACUCGGGCAAGGGCUCGGCCGUGAGUCGCCACGACGAGGAGGACAACUACGAGGAUGCCGACGCCGACGCUGACGUCGACGGCGACGGCAACGGCGAGACGGCGUCGACGCCCAAGCGACAGCUGCGCACGCGCUGCGAUGCCGUGUUCUACGACGACGGCGCCAGCUCCAGCUCGACGGGCUCCUUGACGGCCACCAAUUCGCCGGCGCAUCGCCGCCGCAGCAUGCCCUUGCGCAAUCCGCAGCUCUAUCAGCUGGCGGCCAGCUCACAGACCCAGGCGCAGGCGCAGACGCAGACGCAGUGCAGCCAGCAGUCGUCGGAGGCGAGCAACUCGGAGCAGCUGACCGAGGUGCCCAUGCAGGCGGUAGGCAAGCCCAGGCGCGGCUCGAGCAAUCGGCCGCUGUCGUGCGCCUCCAGCUCGGAGAUGAUCACGCGCUCGAUGCAGACCUCCUGCGGCUCCCUCAGCACGACGCACAGCAGCCUGAGCGAGCGGUACCGGUGCGUGCCGCCCUCGUUCCUCGCCAAGCUGCACAACCUGGGCGAGCAGUGCGAGGCGCCCAUCUACGUGAUCUACCCGAACUACGCGCUGCCCGACCUGGGCUUCGUCAAGACCAGCAGCAGCAGCACCGACGUCAUCUUCUCGCCCUUCAACUACAAGAUGACGCUGGACAGCGCCGGCUCCGGUGCCGGCGCAGGCGCAGGGGCAGGGGCAGGCGGCAGCUCGACGGGCUCGCUGGGCAGGAAGCAGCGCAGCAGCCAGGGCGCCAGGGAGAACCAGAACGAGCUGUUCAGGACGCUCGACUACAGGCACAUCGCCGACUGGCAGUCGCUGGUGACGCUGCUGCCCGCCGAGUACCGGCAGCGCCUGCAACACAUUCCCGAGGUGCGCCAGAUCACGAGCCAGCUGGAGGCGGAGCUCUCGCAGCGCCCGCUGUUCUGCAUGUCGCCGCCGAUUCGACGCAACCGGCCGAGCAUCUGCGACUGCGCCAAGAGCUUGCAGCAGACGCAGCUGGACGAGGCCUCCAGCUCGGGCUCUAGUCAGCCGCCCAGCUCCGGGUAUCGCGGCUCGUCGACGCUGCUCACCGACUCGGAGGUCGAUGCGGAUCCCAUGAAGCAGAUGUAUGUCUACCAGUACGAGCAGCAGCGCAUGGACUCGGGCGCGGAGACGAGUCCUGCCAGCCGGCAGCAGCCGCAGCCGCAGCCGAUGCCGCGCAGCAUCCUGCGCAAGGCGAACUCGGCGCAAAUGCGCACCAAGCGCAAUUCCAUGAUCGAGGCCAAGCAGACGCAGCAGCUGUCGAAGCUGGAGAAGCGACGCAGCUUGCAGGAGCCGCCCCACAACUACGCCCUCGGCUCCACAGACGAGCUGGCCGAGGUCUUUGAGGAGGAGGAGCAGCAGCAGCAGCAGCAGUCGGCAGCCAACGCAACGCAGCCAGCCAAGCAGCGGCUAUCGCGCAAGGAUCUGGACGCACGGGCUCGAGCUGAGAGCUUCCUGGCUUCGCUGCCUCGCUCGGAGCUGAAGUAUUACGCGGAGAUAGCGGCGAUUCUAGAGUCUUCCGGUGGGCAGGUGCAGUACGACGCGGCGGCCCUCAAGAAGGAGGUGAGCCGCGUGCUCAGCCAGCAGAAGAAGGUCUCCUUCAACGACGGCGCCAGCUGCGAGGCCGAGCUGCAGCAGCAGCAGCAGCAGCAGGGGCAGCAGGCGCAGGGCAAGCGCUUCACGACGCCACCGAAUUCCCCCAACAUUUCCAUAGCUGCGCUGCAGCGGCGCGAGACGCUCGACGUGCAGGAGCAGCGCAAGAUCGAGAGCAAUCGCUUCAAGCGCCUGCAGAUCCAGUGGGAGCUCAUGAGCAAGGACUCGAGCAUGCUCAAGGAGCUGGCCAACGAGCAGGCCACCAAGAGCGGUGGAUCCACGCCUACCUCGACGACCUCAGCCAAUUCCAACUCGGCGCAGAAGUCCCGCAUCCCACGGCCAGUCAGCUAUCCGGCGGGCAGAAGUCCGAAGCCAAGUGCCGCCUCGCCUGCGGCAGUCGGCCAGACUAAGCGAAAUUCGCCUGCUAAUGUUAUCUCCCCACAAAUCUGCAGAGUCAGCGCCGUGCACGACGCGGCCAGCAGUGGCAAGUGCAACACCCGAUCUCCCAGCCGCAUUGUGCAGCCGAAGCGGUACAGCCUGGCCACCACGCCCACUUCCUCAGCAGCGCCCACGGCUGGACGAGCGCGCACCCCCACGGCACGCGGCGGCGUCGCCUCAGCGACCACACCCAGUACCCCCAAGCGUCAAGUAGCUGCAGCAACGUCCAGACCCACAUCGCGAGUACGUUAACAAUGGAAGCGCUAGAUGGAAGCCAAGCGACCUUAACGCAACAAGGGCGUGGCGCGCGUUUAACAAUAUCCAAAACCAACUCAAGCAUAUUGCGAGAAAAACAAGAAAACAACAAUGAAACAUUGUAUAAAAAAUAAAUAUAGAUUAAGGCUUUGCGCGGCUCUUUUGCUUAGACAACUGGCCACUGAACAGCGCCCGGGUAGAGUGAUACCAGAGAGAGAGAGAGAGAGAGUUAGCUCAAAGUAAGAUCGGGUAAAUCGGCUGAUUAGGAAACGGGUGCGCAGCAGCGGUCAGUCGCAAGUGCUAAAGUAUUUUUGAUUGACUUUUAAGUUCAAGUGCAAGCAAUGGCGGAGGUAGCUAAAUUUUCUUUUGGAUUUCCUUUUUGACAAUUAUACAAGACAUAGAUGCCAAUAUGCAAAUAUUUUGAUGUAUAUAUACACACACACACACACAGAGACUCACACACACACUCACUCAUUCAGACACACGCAAACUUAAAAGUUAUUUCCAUUUAGCUAAUCAAAAAGAAACGAUAAACAUAUUUAUGACACACAAAUUUAUACCUAUAUAAUAUAUAUAUAUAUAGAGGGAGAGAGCAGGAUG
Molecule: messenger RNA, 6117 nt
Organism: Drosophila arizonae
Lineage: Eukaryota; Metazoa; Arthropoda; Insecta; Diptera; Drosophilidae
Biological process (GO): positive regulation of transcription by RNA polymerase II
Cellular component (GO): mediator complex
Molecular function (GO): transcription coactivator activity; transcription factor binding
Source: RefSeq, a predicted model, not a curated record